Molecule: messenger RNA, 164 nt
Organism: Sphenostylis stenocarpa
Lineage: Eukaryota; Viridiplantae; Streptophyta; Magnoliopsida; Fabales; Fabaceae
Source: the annotation of a GenBank genome assembly
ACCGCCGUUUGGGUGGGCAAGACGGCGGUCUCGUGUCUCAUCCAAGUCGAGACGGCAGUCUGGUCCAUCGAGACGGCGGUCUCGACGUUCGGCUUAAUCAAGACGGUGGUCUCGUUGAUCGAGACGACGGUCUCGUUUUCGCCUGUGUCGAGACGGCGGUCUAG